Siniperca chuatsi (mandarin fish) is the source of this 6368-nucleotide messenger RNA. RefSeq names its product ELKS/Rab6-interacting/CAST family member 1-like. NCBI's taxonomy places the organism in Eukaryota, Metazoa, Chordata, Actinopteri, Centrarchiformes, Sinipercidae. The coding region runs from base 707 to 4216 and encodes 1169 amino acids. Gene Ontology annotation, molecular function: structural constituent of presynaptic active zone. Gene Ontology annotation, biological process: neuromuscular synaptic transmission; maintenance of presynaptic active zone structure; regulation of synaptic plasticity. The transcript is spliced from 25 exons. The record is from RefSeq and is a predicted model, not a curated record. Gene Ontology annotation, cellular component: cytoskeleton of presynaptic active zone.
GGAGCGCCCGAGCAGUUGGGGAAGCCACCAGUGGUAAAGCUGGCAAAGACGGGAAGGAGGGAAAGAUAGACAGAAGAGAUAGACAGGAGACAGAGAGACAGAUACGAGACAGGGAGACAGCCCCGAAAGAGAGCGUUUCACCUCGGCCGACCGUCUGUUACGUUGCGAAACGUCAUACUUUGAGGUGUGACAGCAGCAGAAUAACUGAAGAGGAGAAUGUGACUGGCCUUUCUUAACGUUACACACAGCUUAAUUCACAACCGAGGGCAACAACGUAAACACAGCCGCAGGCUUUCAACUGCAGCAAACUCCAUCUGCUGAUGAAGACUACUGUUUCCAAGGUGAUCCCAUCAUCCUAGGCCUUGUGGAUUAACUAGCUGCCUUUAUCUAAAGGGAUGCCCUAUUGAUUACUGCUUUCUAACAAAUCCCAUUGGUUACAGUGAGUGUGUUGGAAAGGCCUUGAUCACAGCUAUGUCAACACUGCAUCAAGAUAUUUCAAGUCAAGAAGGACUACAGUAGAAGACUGACGGGAGUUUUCAGCUGUUACAUUUAGUAUUUCAGAUUUUUUUGGGACAUCUAUCUUAAAUGUUUUGCUUUUACUGAUCUGAGUUUGUAAUUCUGAGCAUGUAUUUUUGAUUCACUUGCUUUAUUUAUUUGAACCAGACACUCUUUCAUCUCUACUGUAUACGCACCAUAUUCCCUUACCAUGUACGGUAGCUCCCGUUCCGUCUCAAAGCUGGAUGUUGUUGGAUCCAAUGGUAAUGGGGCAGUGUCUGGGAGUCCUGGUCGCUCCCCACGCCUCCCUCGCUCCCCACGCCUUGGACACCGGCGAAACAGCAGCAGCAGCUCUACCGGCGGACUUACUGGAUCCGGUAAAACCCUUUCCAUGGAGAAUAUUCAGUCUCUAAAUGCUGCUUAUGCUACAGGCGGCCCUAUGUACUUCACUGACACAGCUGAUGAUCCGGUCGGCAUUGGGAGCCUGGGCAGUGGGCUGAACCCCUCGCUGCCCAAAAGCACCAUGACCCUGGGCAGGGCUGGGGCCAGGGUACCCUACGGAAUCAGGGCGGCCAUCAUGGGGAGCAGUCCUAAUAUAAACACUGGAGGAGGUGGUGGAGCAGUCAUGCCCAGUGAUGCAAUAGCAUUUGGGGGGGAGUUGCAAAACCAGCUUUCACAGGCGGCUACUGUGCCCCACUCCAUGAGACAGGUGAGAGAUGGUGCGAUGUCAGACCUACAGACACAGUUAAGAGAAGUGCUGCGAGAGAACGAACUACUACGCAGAGAACUGGAGGCUAAAGAGUCCAAGUUGAGCUCCUCUAUGAACUCCAUUAAGACGUUUUGGAGCCCAGAGCUGAAGAAAGAGAGGGCACUGAGGAAGGAUGAAGCCACAAAGAUGACCGUGUGGAAGGAACAGUACAGAGUGGUACAGGAGGAAACACAGCAUCUUCAGUGCAACAUCCAGGCUUUACAAGAUGAGCUCAGAAUCCAGCGGGAUCUGAACCAGCUCUUCCAGUCCGAUUACUCCGAGUCCGGUCACCUCGGAAACCAGCCCAUCCCCCCUCAGGAAAUGACAGAGGAGAACUUCCUGCGUCUCCAUGGCGAGUACGAGCGACAGGUCAAAGAGCUCUUCCUCCUGAGGAAGACUGUGGAAGAAAUGGAGCUGAGGAUAGACACACAGAAACACACACUAACUGCCAGGGAUGAAUCCAUAAAGAAGUUACUGGAAAUGUUGCAGAGUAAAGGACUGUCAUCACGGGCAACCGAGGAGGACCAUGAACGAACGAGGCGACUGGCUGAUGCUGAGAUGACCAUCCACCAACUGGAGGGCCUACUGGAGCAAAAAGACAAGGAGAUGCUACAACUCAGAGAGGAGCUGCACAGGAGAUAUGAAGCAGCUCCAGAAUCAACAAAGACCAAGGCCUUGCAGACAGUCAUCGAAAUGAAGGAUGCGAAGAUCAGCUCACUGGAGCGUGGCAUGAGAGAACUGGAGGAGGAGGUGAACAUGCUCAAGUCCAAUGGAGCCCUGAGCUGCGAGGAGAGGGAGGAGGAGAUCAAACAGAUGGAGGUCUACAGAUCCCACUCCAAGUUCAUGAAAAACAAGGUUGAGCAGCUGAAGGAAGAGCUUACUCACAGCCAAUCAGAGAAGGAGGAGCUAAGGCAACGAGCCAAUGAGCUUCAGCGGGAGGUGUCUGCAAUGGAACAGGCAAAGCAGGACCUGAGUCGUAAGGACAGUGAGCUGUUGGCUUUCAGGACCAAACUGGAAACUCUGAACAAUCAGUUUUCUGACAGUAAACAACACGUGGACGUACUCAAGGAGUCACUCACUGCCAAGGAACAGAGAGCCGCUAUACUACAGACUGAGGUGGAUGCGCUGCGUCUGCGUCUAGAGGAAAAGGAAUCUCUCCUCUCUAAAAAGAGCCAGCAGAUAUCAGAGUUGACAGAGGAGAAAAGUACUCAGCAUGGAGAGAUCACCGACCUUAAAGACAUGCUCGAUGUCAAGGAACGCAAAGUCAAUGUACUGCAGAAGAAGAUAGAGAACCUCCAGGAUCAGCUGAGGGAUAAAGAGAAACAGCUGGGCGGCCUGAAAGACAGAGUCAAGUCUUUACAGACAGACACCUCAAACACCGACACAGCACUGGGAACACUGGAGGAGGCUCUGGCUGAGAAGGAGCGAAUCAUCGAGCGGUUGAAGGAGCAGCGGGAGAGGGAAGAGAGAGAAAAGGGGGAGGAGAUGGAGUCCAGCAAAAAGGAGCUGAAGGAGUUGAGGGAGAAGGUCUCCCAGCUGCAGGCUGACCUGGCUGACCGUGAGACGUCUGUGUUGGAUCUGAAGGAGAAGGCUUCCUCUCUGGCUUCCUCCACUCUGAAGAAGGACAGCAGGCUGAAGAGUCUGGAGAUUGGCCUGGAGCAGAAGAGAGAGGAGUGUGUCAAACUUGAGAACCAACUCAAGAAGGCUCAGAGUGCAGUGGCAGAUUCCCAGGCCAGUACUGAACUCUCCGAACGCAUCUGCUGCCUGGAGCAGGAAGUGACCCAGCACAAAGAGGAUGCUGGGAAGGCCCAAUCUGAGGUGGAACGACUUCUGGAGAUCCUGAGAGAGAUGGAGAAUGAAAAGAACGACAAGGAGAAAAAGAUCCAUGAGCUGGAGAGUCUUGCCUCAAGGCAGAUGAAGGACCAGUCGAAGAAGGUGGCUAACAUGAAACACAAGGAGCAGCUGGAGAAGAGCAGGAAUGCCCAGAUGAUGGAGGACGCCAGGAAGAGAGAGGACAAUCUGAACGAAAGCUCCCAGCACAUAAAGGACACCCUCCGUCAGAAGGAGGAGCGCAUUGAGGAGCUGGAGGAGGCACUGAGGGAAAGCGUUCAGAUUACAGCGGAGAGGGAGGUGGUGCUCGCCCAGGAAGAGCAGGCACGCAAACAGUCCGAUAAACAGCUGUCUCACAUUCCAAUGCAUGAGUUCCCCACAGCCGGCUUUAGGUGGUCAAAGGUGGAAGACCUGCUGGUUGCCAUGGAGAAGGUGAAACAGGAACUGGAGGUGAUGAAAGCCAAGCUGUCAUCAACUCAACUCUCACUGGCCGAGAAGGAAGGUCACCUGACCGCCCUGCGGGCCGAGAGGCGGAAACACCUGGAGGAGGUCCUGGAGAUGAAGCAAGAGGCGCUGCUGGCAGCAAUAAGUGAGAAAGACGCCAACAUUGCCCUGCUAGAGCUCUCCUCAUCCAAAAAGAAGAAAACCCAGGACGAGGUGGCAGCUCUGAAGAGGGAGAAGGAUAGUCUGGUUCAUCAGCUCAAACAGCAGACUCAAAACCGGAUGAAGCUGAUGGCGGACAACUAUGAUGAUGACCAUCUGAAGGUCUCCUCUCCAAACUCAGAGCAGCCCAACAAUCACAAGCCCUCCCCGGACCAGAUUCUCUCUCCUCUCCUGGAUCUCACUCAGAAUCGCAGCAAACUGAAGCUGUACAUCAGUCACCUGACCUCGCUGUGUCAGGAGCGAGAUCCAAUCAUAUUGCAGGACUUCGCCCCGCCCCCCGCCUAUCACCGCUCUGACUCCGCCUCCUGGCAUACGCAGCUGCAUAGCAUGACGCAGGAACAGUUGGAGGCAGAGUUAGCACUGUGCGAGAGGGAGGGGGCGGAGCUCCAGGAGUACGCCAAUCAGGUCCUGCAGCAGAUCGCCGACCGAUGCCCUGACAUUUUGGAACAAGUCGUCAACGCUCUUGAGGACAGCUGCUGACACACGAAUGCACACACACUGAGAAAAAAAUAAAUAAGCUGACGUACAUACAUUAAUUAGCACGCAAAGUCAGAAAACAAGCAUACAUGCACCAAACAUUUAACACUCAGUCACACACACAGGACCAUCAGAAGUCUCCAGCAAGCCCCCAUAAUCCCCUGAUACACAAAUAAAAUUAGUGUUGGACAUGAGGAUGAAGACUUUCUCUUCCACCUGCUCUUCUUCACUCAUCUCAUUUUCACAGACGGGAAAGGAGAUCUGCAAAAAAAUCACGCCACUACUGAAAAAUAUUCUUCCAAUGUGUCUUUAGUCCCUAUAAUUUUGAACAAACAGUGCCAGCUGAGGGAAAAAAUUUUGAUUUUUCAGUUCAAAGUGCUUUGUUGGCAUGCAAGUUAAUUGGAAAUAGUUGAUGUUUGUUGAGAUAUUAAACACGUAUUUUCCUAACUACUCCAAAACAGAAGGAGACUUCACUGCUCUUGCCAUCUGUGACACUUCACAGCGGCCAUCUUGUGUCCUUCCAGGCAAUCAGCGAGUUGGAUUUGUAAUCAUGACUUGAUGUAGUUUAUGGGGGGAAAAUAUUUUCAAGCUGUAUAAAAAGGGUGAAAGUAAGUUGAGCUUGCUAGGUUGUUUCUGAUGCCAGACUUACAUGCUGUUACCACAUUGUUAUUUGAUUGGUUCAGAUACAAAAGUGUGUAUAUUUCAGCUGCCUUUGAUUCUUUACAUCAUUUGCUGCUAUCUUUUUAACUUUUAGUUUCUAUUUUAUUUUCCAUUUCUUGUUUUUUCUUUUCUUUUUUGUCUGAAAUCUGAUGAAACGUGCCAACUUGCAGUUUCUUUCAGCAGUAAUCUUGACAUAGUUGUGUAAAUUGUAUAGAAAGAAGUUUAAUUAACAGAAACACAGCUUUCAUCAGGGGAACAUGACACUGUCAUCUAUUUUUUCCCAUUACUGAUGAAAGGCAUAAACUACAAAAAAUCUCGCAAUACUCCCUUUAUUAAAAAACACACCAAUGUAGAUGUUUUGUGUUUCUUUUUAAGAAAAAAAUGUUCAGUUAUGGUGUCGAUGCUGAAAUUAGGUUGAGUUCAGAGAAUCCCUCACUUGCCGUUUUAUGACAAUCCCUUUGUUAACAUGUGGAGAAAUCUGAAUUUAUUAAUUUGCCUUUAUUGAAACAUCUUUUGUUUUUGUUCUUUUUUCUUGGGAGGGAGGGACUAUGAGAUAAUCGCGAUAUAUUUUUUUGCCUUUGGUAAUAUAUAUAAAACACUAAUCUUGUUUAAUUGAAAAUAUUGUCAUGUAUUGGUUUGUAUGUUACAUAAUGUGUCAAAAUCUUUUUUUUGUAUGUGUGUGUGUGUGAUUUGCAAGUAACCACAGAUUUGUUACAUAAGUAGGAGACUGUUAUUUGGAAAGUAUAUUGCACCUACCUGAAGCUCUGUGUCCACCAGGAACAAUUCCUCAGAAUCAGUUUCUUGUUCUUGUUGUUUACAGUGGAAAUGACACUCUGAUGCAUGUUUCCCACAGCGCUGGCAGCCUUAGCAUGAUUUAAACGCUUACAGCACUGAGCACUAGAGGUUCAAAUUGUUUCGACUUCACUCAAAAGCUCUUCUAACAGGUUUUUUUUUAGUCUUAUAUUGUAGUGAGUGCUGAAGCCGUGACUGGCCACAUGCAACUGUUUAGCACUGCUCCCUGAAUAGAAAUACCAGGUGGACACAAAGCCUAAAGAUGGGGAUUUACACUGCACAGUCAAGUCUGAUUUUACACCAUCAUAAGGCUUUCUGAACAGGCAAAAAAAAAGGGUCAAUUUCAGCACCUAAGCUGUGUAUUAAAGAAGCUCCAAGUCACAUGGGUGUAAAUGAGGAGUUUCAUUCCAAAACAUUUCUGUUUUAUGAGGAGAAAUCUCAGCCUGAUAUUCGGUGCAUUUGUUCCUCAAAUGUUACCAGUUAGCUAAAAGCUUUAAUGCUCAUGAAGAGCUUGUGUUUGACAAAAUGUUCUUAUUUGGAAUGAAACCGUCAGAUAUGAGCUUGUGUCGUAAAUCCAGUAUUUUGUUGUUUUAUGCUGAUAGUGUUUUGUCAUUGGGAAUGUUGAUGAUUGUGACUCACCGUGACUUUGCUGUGGAUUUAAAAUCGGAAUGAGAGAACGGAAUAAAAUAUGGAUUUAUCUUUA